Messenger RNA from Lottia gigantea (owl limpet), 891 nucleotides. RefSeq lists its product as hypothetical. The transcript has 4 exons. The coding region runs from base 8 to 412 and encodes 134 amino acids. Gene Ontology annotation, biological process: positive regulation of transcription by RNA polymerase II. Gene Ontology annotation, cellular component: mediator complex; chromatin. The record is from RefSeq and is a predicted model, not a curated record. Gene Ontology annotation, molecular function: transcription coregulator activity. NCBI's taxonomy places the organism in Eukaryota, Metazoa, Mollusca, Gastropoda, Lottiidae.
UUUCAAAAUGGCGGAGAAAUUUGAGGCUCUGGAGCAACAACUGGAACUUUUCAUCGAAAAUACACGACAGUUGGGUAUUAUUGUCAGCGAUUUCCAACCACAAGGUCAAAAUGUUUUAAACCAAAAGAUAAACACAAUGGUAACAGAAAUGCAGGAAAUAGAAAAAUUUCGUCCAUUACUCCAAGAUGUUCAUGUUCCAUUAGAAGUGUUCAAUUACAUUGAUGAAGGUAAAAACCCUAAUCUCUAUACCAAAGAUUGUUUAGAAAAAGCACUGGACAAAAAUGAAAAUGUAAAGGGCAAGAUGGACAACUUAAAGAGAUUUAAAGGCUUAUUAAUGGUGGAGUUAACUAAAGUUUUCCCGAAUGAAAUGAACAUGUAUAGAGCUCUAAAAGGUGAAGAUAGACUCAAGUGACAAUGAAUGUCAAGUUAAAUGGAGAUUAUUUGACAGGCAGAGGAUGGUUUGAGUGCAAUAUCUCGGUGAGGCUUGUAGGGGAACUGGUGGUGAUGCCUUAGGUUACAAAUGUCAGACUGAUAAGUAACAUGUAUGGAAACUUGUGAGGAACAUUGAACAGUUUAAAACAUUUCCUUUUUGUUUUAAAAUUUGUUGUUGCCAUUGAAAGUUGGGGCACUUUCAUCAGUAUUAUAUCAGAAUACAGACUGGAGGAUCAUCAUUAUCCUGUUUAAAUUUAUACCCAUGGGGACAAUUCUGAUUAAGCGCUAAUCACAAUAUGAUUCUUAAUCUGGACGUCAAUUUAGACAACUAUUUGCUAAAUGGCAUAUACGGCAUUCACACUUGGGAGGACAUUUUAAAAGAACUUGCAAUGGUGUUAUAAUAUAUUUAUUUUUUCAACCUUUAUACAUUAUUUUCAUAAUAAAUAUUUUUCAAUUCUG